GUCAUAAUAAGUCACUAAGUUCGACUGUAGCUCAAGCUAACCAAUCCUCCUCCACUACAAAAUCCAGUUCAAACUCAAUUGUACUUUCUUCAACCAGAAGAACUCAACAAUGGCGGCAACACCAAUGCCAGGAAACCCUAACUCCGAUGGAACUCCGCCGCCAUUGCCGCCACCUCCAGGAACUGAUAUGACCGGAAUUUGCUUCAGAGAUCAACUAUGGCUUAACACAUAUCCUCUCGAUCGUAAUCUUGUUUUCGAUUACUUCGCUUUAUCUCCCUUUUAUGAUCGUACUUGCAAUAAUGAACAUCUCAGGAUCAAUUCCAUCCAUCCACUCGAUAUCUCUCAUCUUUCGAAGAUGACAGGCAUUGAGUAUAUGCUAAAUGAAGUUAUCGAGCCUAAUUUGUUCGUCAUCCGUGAGCAAAAGAGGGAUAAUCCUGACAAGGUUACACCCAUGUUGACUUACUAUGUGUUGGAUGGUUCCAUCUACCAAGCUCCUCAGCUUUGUAAUGUGUUCUCUGCAAGAAUUGGACGUGCUUUAUAUUACAUACAAAAGGCAUUUUCGACUGCUGCUUCAAAAUUGGAGAAGAUCGGACACGACGCUGAAAGUGAUGAUGCAAAUGAUGAUUCCACAGCUGGUAAAGAGACUUAUGAUCUCAGAGAAAUAAAGAGAGUAGAUCAUAUUCUCGCUUCCUUGCAGCGUAAGCUACAACCAGCCCCUCCACCACCCCCGUUUCCCGAGGGCUAUGCUCCAUCUCAACCUACAGAAGCAGAACAAGGCUCAGAAACUCAGCAAAUAACGGAGCAUCAGCAGCUUCCGUCUGUCGAUCCCAUCAUUGACCAAGGUCCUGCUAAAAGAAUGAAGUUUGAUUAGAUUACUUUUUUUUUUCUUCAAUUUUCCAUGUAAUAAUUAAUCAGGGUUUUGUAAGUCUUUUUUUUUAUAUAUUAAAUCAAACGCAUCUAUAGAAAUUGUAGUUAAAGAUCUCAUGUAAUGUGUUUGCACGAAAUCAAUCUAUGUCAAAUCAUGUCGAUGGCCA
Beta vulgaris subsp. vulgaris (sugar beet) is the source of this 1034-nucleotide messenger RNA. Its product is annotated as mediator of RNA polymerase II transcription subunit 6. The record is from RefSeq and is a predicted model, not a curated record. Gene Ontology annotation, molecular function: transcription coactivator activity. Bases 110 to 871 code for a protein of 253 amino acids. NCBI's taxonomy places the organism in Eukaryota, Viridiplantae, Streptophyta, Magnoliopsida, Caryophyllales, Amaranthaceae. Gene Ontology annotation, biological process: regulation of transcription by RNA polymerase II. The transcript is spliced from 5 exons. Gene Ontology annotation, cellular component: core mediator complex; mediator complex.